CCAAACGUACUGCACUCUUCGGCCGGGCGUUCAGUGAGCGACUGCAGCUGGAGAGACAAUAACACUGUCUGCCACACAGCCUGAAAUUGUCUCACGAUGGAUCAACACCAGGACCUCAUGAACUCAACCCCCAACAGCUAUUCUGGGGACACCAUGGCUGCUGCUAUGGCUGAAGUGAACAUCAAGGACCUGCAACAGGGGGACCAGGUGCCCUUCCGACAGGAGGUCAGGCAGAAUGGGGUGCCGUCUGCACAUAUAGUACCUGGAGACAGCUCUAUGAAAGUAGACUCACAGGAACCUUCACCAAAGGAGACCACAGAGGAGCCGGUGCCUGAGGUUGCUGAGCUUGAGACUGCCCCCUCUGGUGAGGAGGUGCAAAUGGAUGCCUCGGUCACGGUCGACAUCCCUGUAACAGAGAACAGAGUUGAAACUCCUGAAGAAAUACCAGUGGCUGGAGGUCCUGGAAGUGCUGCUGCCCCCUCUCCAACAGGAAAAGCUAAAACCAAGGCUGGUGGUGAGAAAGAGGCUGAUGCUGACAAGAAGACACCCAAAACAACAUCUGCCAAAGCUAGACCCACUUCCACCCCAAAACGUCCCUCCUCAGUAACAGCAGCCCCCUCGAAAAAAACCCCGGCUUCCAACACACCUGGGUCCUCCACUAGCAGGCCCUCAGUGCCCACUAAACCCAGCACUGCAGGAGCUGGGGCCACCAGGCAAAGGGCUGGUGAUGGAAAGACUCCGAGUGGUGCUAGACCUCAGGCAGGUGGGACCAAAAUCCCUGCCAAGGCUCCCACUCAAACAGCUGCCUCCAAGGAAAAGAAGCCUGGAGCUGCAAAAAAUGGCAAAGAUUCCCCCAAGACCCCGGAGCGCAGCGGGUACAGCAGCCCCAGCACGCCCAAAUCCCCAUCCAGCCGUACCCCGGGGCAGCCGCUGGCUGUGGCCAGCAAGGAGGUGAAGAAGGUGGCGGUGGUACGCACCCCACCAAAGUCCCCCGGUUCCCUGAAGAGCCGCACGCCCGCUCCGCUGGUCCCCAUGCCAGACCUGAAGAACGUCAAGUCGAAGAUUGGCUCCAUCGACAACAUCAAGCACCAGCCUGGAGGCGGCCGGGUGCAAAUACUUGAAAAGAAGAUGGACUUUGGUAAUGUUCAGUCUAGGUGUGGCUCCAAAGACAAUAUCAAGCAUGUCCCUGGAGGUGGAAAUGUGCAAAUUCCUAUUAAGAAGAUCGACUUGUCUAAUGUUCAGUCUAGGUGUGGCUCCAGAGACAAUAUCAAGCAUGUCCCUGGAGGUGGAAAUGUUCAAAUUGUUCACAAAAAGAUUGAUUUGAGCAAUGUGCAGUCGAAAUGUGGCUCUAAGGACAACAUUCACCACAAACCAGGCGGUGGCAAUGUUGAGAUCAAAUCUGAGAAGUUGGAGUUCAAGGUCCAAUCAAAGGUUGGCUCUCUUGACAACAUUGGUCAUGUGGCAGGAGGCGGGCAAAGGAAGAUUGAGACACACAAGCUGUCUUUCCGGGAACAGGCAAAAGCCCGCACUGACCACGGAGCGGAGAUCGUCUACAAGUCCCCGACUGUCUCUAUGGACGGCUCGCCCCGUCGCCUCAGCAACGUGUCCUCCUCUGGCAGCAUCAACAUGACGGAUUCUCCGCAGCUCUCCACGCUAGCUGACCAGGUCUCCGCCUCCCUCGCCAAACAGGGUUUGUGAUUCCCUGUUCCCCCUCACAUGUUUCCCCCCCUGGGAACAACUGCAGUGAUGAUCAGAAAAAAAAGUAAAGUCACCUUGCCUUCCCACCUUACUUUAAACAAGUCUCUGGCAGGAUAUCCUGACUGGGUAAAAAACUCAGUCUGCCUUUCACCAUUAUUUUGCUGAUUGGUUUUUGGGGCAUGAUAAUUAGAGCAAAAUCUAAAAAUAAUAAAACAAACAAAAAAAAAACAGGUAAAUGAACAAAAGAUAUUCACUUCGAUUCCCUUUGGAACUUUUAGGACGCACAGACCUUGUAGGUUGUUUACAAUGUAUUUAAUUUAUCUUAAAAACACACCAUGAACAGAGUAUUGCCUUGAAGAUGAGAUGAAUACAUACAUCCUUAUGUCUCUUUGUUGUCCUGUUGUGACUUUUUUUAACCAUUACAGCUUGUUUUUGUAACAAAUUUGAGAUGUUUUGUUCUGUGCCAAGUGUGUAAGAACAACAGGCACGUGCAAGUAACCUAAUAUUCUGCAAAGUCAAAAAUCAGUAGUCAUUUUAGUGCUCUAAAUUUCAAGUCACAAGACAGAGGAUUGUCACAGGAUUAAGAUGAAUUUCAUUUAGGGCUAAAACUGCACAAGAGAAGUAGAUGUUAACCGUGUUUUCUUAAAAAAAAUGUAUGUUGACAAAAUGUACUAGCAUUAAGUUUCUUAUUAAAAUACAUACUUUGGUUCUCUAGUUCAGUUCCUUCAGGACAAAAGCUAGGGAUGGUCUGUGGUAUCAUACCCGACUGUGUUGAAAUUCAAAGUCAAAUUCUGAAAUCCCAGUAUGAUAAACAAACACAAAAAGUAAAAUAACUACUAGGUACUAGAUGUGAUGCUAGAGUGAUUGCAGUUAGCGGUGGCUGCAGAGGAAGGUGUAUUCACAUAGUUCUCUGAACAUCUUACUAACAGGUUUCAUUUGGCUUUAGGCAUGAAUGCCUGUAGCCACCUAUUGCUCCCCACACCACUGUAAAGUGGCAAGGAAUUCUUGGAAUGUCUUUUUACGAUACACAAUUUCACUAUCUAAGCCCUGGCUUAUGUUGAUUCUUGAGUCAACAUGUACAUACAUAGCGCACAGGGCUUACAAAACAGACACUGCAUGGACACGUAUAAGCUGUAUAAACUUAAUUUAUCUUAUUAUUAUGCAGAUAUGUUUUUUUUCCAAAUGGCAGAACAACAUUAAAUCCCUUAAAGAGUUAAAGUAAACUGCAGACCACAUCGAUGUAUUGAUAUGAAUAUUUCUCAUGUUGUUUUUGAUGACUGACAAGAAAAUUCAUCUAUGAUUUGAGGUUUUUCUGUGCUAUUCUACAGAUUUCAAACUCACACACAGGGUACCAGAAGGCUGGAGAAUUCACAGUGUAGUGCCAAUCAGUCAUUACUGUCUCCUCAAUAUACAAAGUUGUUAAUGUUUUACAGUGCUUUUACUCCGUGAAAACACCAUUUUCACAUCUGAAAACACCAUUUUCUGGGUUUAUUAUGUGAUUGAAAAGUGUGGAAUUGUUAUUGUGAAUGAUGCAUGUUCCAGUGUGAGUUGUUUCAGAUUACGGAGGAUACAUUUCCAGAGAUUGGGAAGGUGCUCAUAUACUUGCCAUUUGAGUCAUACUCUGAAAGAACAGUAAAAACCAAGCCCAUUUGAGUGAAUCAGGUACAUGGACAAGGGGAAAAUGAUCUCAAUUGUAGUCCUAUUCCCUGUUUGUUUCCCUAUUCUGGUUUACAUUUUUUUUAAUGCCUAUUUGUCAUUUCAUGGGUCACUGUCUGUCCUUAUUUUCACAUGAAUGAUGAAAUGGAAAACAGACAGGAUGCUCUGACUUAUGGGCUUAUAUUGUAAAACUGAUGUCCUAAGGUUUUUUCCUUUCAUAGUAAGCCCCAUAAUUUGUCUUUUAUGAAGGUUUGAAAGGCGUGACCUUCUUCUGAGAAGUCCUACAUGGCUUCACAUUUGCUGGUAAACACCACCAUUUGAGACUGUGCAGGGUGAUAGCAGCCCAGCUGUACAGAGUAUGAAUCCACAUCAGAGUUACAGGGUACCUGCUACAAAAUAGCAUGUGGAGGGAGCUGAUGGAUGCAGACUCUCAUUUAGAAAGUAGGGAAAAAAAAUGUUGCGAGGAUGUGAUGAUGAAUCCAGAGACAAACGAUGGUAAGCAUAGGCAUAUCUCACUUUUCAUUACCUAGAGCCCUGCUUAUUGACUUCCCAUGACUUUCCCUGCAUGAAUAGAAAAGAUAGACAAGCACAGUAAGUGGAACCCACCCCCUUCCCUACUUGCUUUCAUUGCUGUGGGUAUACACUGCAUAUAAUGAAGAUAAAAAAACAGAUGCUUCACACAUAUCCAGCUUGUGUUGCACACCAUUUUCUAAUCGUGUAUUUGUGGAUGUGAACCGUACCUGCUAUGGAAACCUGAUUUAACUGUGCCUGCUGGCAGUCAUAAUUCUAUUUCCUUUUGUCUCAGCUCUCUUCUGUAAAUGCUUGUCCGUUACCUUUCGUUUUUAAGGUAACACAUCUUUCUCACAAUUUUCCAUUGACUGACUUGUUUAGACAUGAGAACCAACAACAGCAGCAAAAAGACUAGAACAAUUAAAAUAGCUUUCUCUUAAUCAAAACCAAGUGUGCUAAAUUGUAACAUAUGUGAAAAUGAAGAACUGUGUGUUGCAUAUUGAACUGAAAUAAUCUUAACAAGAAAAAAAGUGUAUGUAUCAGUCCGUUAAUGUUGUUUGAUGAUAUGAUGAAUUCAUGUGUAACUGCCAAACCUGAGUGCUCAAUGUGAUGUAAAUAUUGUCGGGGACAAAAUAUUCAGUCCAAUCCUGUGAGAGACAAGAGCCCCGCAGUUUGAGCGACAGAUCUGAACCCAAACUGUUUUGCCUGACUUUCUGCCAGGGGGAGGUUAAACACUUACAAAAUGUUCUAUUAAUUCUUGCAGCACUCUCUUCUGCGCAAACGCCAUCCUUUGAGGCUGGACACACUUGAGUAUUACCCUCUCCCUCCGACUCUGUCACAAAGCACUGGGUUCAGGUCUGAAAGAAACACAGAUACGAAACAUCAAGAAACAGCAUUCCAUGCCAUUUCGCACAACAUCCCAUAGUUUGGCGCAAUGUUGCUCUUUUGAAAAGGUCCGAGGCAAAAAGGUUUCCAGAGGGAAUCACUUCUCUUACAGCCAACUACUACACUUACUUCGGCAUUGCUUAGUCUUUAGUAGCUAUGCUCCUUGCAUGCUCUUCAAAUAGAGUUUACAGUACAUGUUGCUACUUGUUUUUCCCUAGUACUUCCUUUGUAUAUCCCGUAUGUGCUACUUUAUUAGACUCUGUAAGUAGCAGUAGGAGGAAGUAAAACCCAAAUGGCAACCCUUUUUCUUCUUGGUGGAGACACAAAGUGUAACGUUAUAGGUGGCGUUAAAGAGUUAUCCAAACUAUAUGUUAUGUGUACAUGUUUGGCUCCUUUAAAACUAUUGCCAAGGGAGUAUUACAUCAAUGUAGGAGAAGAAGCUUGGAAGACAAAUUUCCAGCAUGCAACAAACUCAUCUGCAUGUAACCUUGUUUCACUCACUGGUAGACACCAAGAGUUCUGAAUGAUAUGGAUGGUUGUUUCUGUACUGUCUGUGUAAUGUGCAUUACUGAAACAAGCAGCAGGAGUAGGCAUGGUAGUUUUCUUUGUUGAGAUUUGUUCAAGGACAGGGUAAUUUUCCAGUUGAAUGCUGUCAUUUAAAAAAAAAAAAAAACUGGUCUGGAAAGAGUGGGUACUGUGAGGCUUUUCAGUGUUGUAAAUGAUUUUUUUUUUAGCUCUCGCCUCCUGAUUGGAAGUCUUGGAAAGAUAUAGCAGUUCCAAUCUCAUUAAGGCCUUUGAAUUCUUUUCAGUUUCUGCUCAAUUCGCAGAAUUAUUUUUUCGCAGUUCUAACUCUGGCUUGG
Messenger RNA from Megalops cyprinoides (Indo-Pacific tarpon), 5609 nucleotides. RefSeq names its product microtubule-associated protein tau a (gene mapta). Gene Ontology annotation, cellular component: neuron projection. NCBI's taxonomy places the organism in Eukaryota, Metazoa, Chordata, Actinopteri, Elopiformes, Megalopidae. Bases 97 to 1698 code for a protein of 533 amino acids. The transcript has 15 exons. Gene Ontology annotation, molecular function: microtubule binding. The record is from RefSeq and is a predicted model, not a curated record. Gene Ontology annotation, biological process: neuron projection development; microtubule cytoskeleton organization.